This is a messenger RNA of Prorocentrum cordatum, 927 nucleotides long. The record is from the annotation of a GenBank genome assembly. NCBI's taxonomy places the organism in Eukaryota, Dinophyceae, Prorocentrales, Prorocentraceae.
ACGCAGGCCGCGGUCCUCCAGAUCACGGAGGCGAGGCGCCAGGAGGAGCAGGCCAACAACGACAGGAGGGCGACCCUGGAGUUGGCCCUCCGCGUCGCGAACCGCGGCGGGAACGAGAUCAUCGACGCGAAGGGGGUAGGACAGCCAGGAAAGUUUUCCGGGAAGGAGGAGAGCGAGUUCCAGGAGUGGGCGCACAAGGUCGUGUGCUUCAUGUCGGCGAAGUUCGGCCCGGACUUCACUGCUGCCCUGAAGUGGGCGUCGUCCCAGCGGAAGAAGAUCACGAAUGACGGGGGCGGGGACAGCGUGAACUUCAUGGACGCCUUCGGCGAGGACAUCGUGGACUUGGAGGCGAAGGCGGCCAACCUGUACACGUACCUCCGUCACCAAGGGCUAGAAGCCUGGCGCCGUCUCCACGCCGAGUACGACCCCGCGUCGGCGAUGCGCCGGGUCGUGAUUCUCGGCAAGGUGCAGAACCCAGACAAAGUGGAGAGCAUCGACAAGCUCGGGCAGGCUCUCGAGGACUGGCUGAUGAGGAAGCGCCAGUACGAAGAGUUCACGGACCGAGACGGGCAGCCGUGCAAGGUCAGCGAGGACUCCCUGAUUGCCGCCAUGUACAGGUUGGCGCCGGCGGACCUGGAGACGCAGUUGAUGUUCAACGCGGCGGAGGACGAGACCUUCGCGGACAUCUUCAACAGGCUGAGCAGCUACGCCUCGACCAAGCACUCCCUGAAGUUGGACGCCAAGCAGAGGAACACGAGGCGAGGCCCGGACGACAUGGACGUCGGCGCGCUGACCCCGCAGCAUCGGCCGGGCGUCCAGUGCUGGAAGUGCAGCAAGAUGGGUCAUUACGGCAAGGAUUGCAGGAGCGGCGGCAAGAGCCUCGGCAAGAAGGGAGGCAAAGGCGACGGUAAAUCCGGAGGUAAGCCG